UCUUGGCAACCCUAGCGACAAGCGUUUAGUCAGGAUUCACGCAAAUUUUAAUUAUUUUGAGAAGAAAUUGGUGAAAGUUAGUUUAGGAUAAAAAAGGAUUGUUUGGCUCACAAGUCUGUAGUUGGAUAUAAUUCUAUUGCGUCGAGUACAUAAAUUUUCGCCGGCUUUCCCUAAGGGUACUUUCUUGCCGUGACACUAUACGAACCCUAUUUCGUGUGUAUAACAAAGUUAACGCCGUCGUUUUUGCCGAACCUCUACCUAUAAGAAGUGGAAAUUAAAAAAGUUGUCAUGGCGAAUAACUACGCCGGGUUUAGCUAUGGAGGUACACAGUACACAUCCACUGGCGCACCAGGUACGUACAGUUCCAACUCUGUGUCAUAUCCGGCUGUAACUAAUGCGACAUUUGCUAAUGCCGCCGCUUAUCAAUCUGCUGUAGCUGCUGGAAGCGGAAGUUAUGCAGCUGGAGGUGGUGCCGCUGCUGCAGCUGGCUAUGCGGGAUACGGUAACGACUAUGCUUCACUGCAGGCUUAUGAUUCAUCAAAAACAUUUUACCAGCAAGCAGCCUCCAGCUACAGCGCCGCUCCAUCAUCUACAGCUGGUAAGACCCACUAUUCGGCACCACCAGUAAAAAAUGUGACCCCCAUCGGCACUAAACCAUCGGCUGGAAAGGACAAAUGUGGCCCUGGUGGUCAGGCGAAGAUGGGCGGACCAGCUGUAACGACAGCUUCAGGCUCCUACUCCAAUUAUGAUGCAGCUCUCUACAGUGCUGCUUCAAUGUAUGUAGCUCAACAGCAUCAGCCGGGCCAACAUGCUCCAGGUGGUGGAAAUCCAGGAAAAUCAAAUGGUGUUAUGGGAGGGGGUGGUAAUUGGCCCCCGUAUCGUAAAGGUGGGCCAGGUGGACCUGGCAAUAAAGUGACUCGGCCGAAACAGCCGCCACGACCACAACAACUACAUUACUGUGAGGUUUGCAAAAUAUCGUGCGCAGGUCCGCAAACUUAUCGAGAACAUUUGGAAGGCCAAAAGCACAAAAAACGUGAAGCUUCUCUAAAAAUGCAAGCUAGUGCCCAGACUACAACCCAAAAUAGAGGCAACAAUUACCACUGUGAACUAUGUGAUGUUACUUGCACUGGUACCGAUGCAUACGCAGCACACGUCCGAGGAGCUAAACAUCAGAAAGUUGUUAAGUUACAUCAAAAACUUGGCAAACCGAUUCCGGCCGAUGAGCCUAAAAAAAUGGGAAAAAUUAAUUUUGUGCCUGCAAGUGGGAGCAAUAAUGCGGCCGAUGGUUCUGUAAGCACUAAAGAAGGCGACUCGGCAGACAACCAAUCUGAAGCAAAUAAAACUGAUGAAAACCAAGAUGAAAGUUCAGAAAAUUUAGAUAAUAUAAAACCGGUGGGCGGCGAGUACAUAGAAGAGGUAAAAGAUGAGGAAGGCAAAAUACUAAGUUUCAAUUGUAAGCUUUGCGAUUGCAAAUUUAACGAUCCCAAUGCAAAAGAAAUGCACACCAAGGGGCGUCGCCAUCGCUUACAAUACAAGCGCAAAGUUCAACCCGAUUUGGUUGUUGACUUUAAACCUACUCCUCGACAACGAAGAUUAGCUGAAGCUAGGGCUCAGCGUGCACUGAUGAGUUCACAUCGCGGCCAGAACUCUAAUUUUGGAGAUAAGCAAGGAUAUUGGGGAGAUGAACAACGGAGACGUGCGCAGUUUGACGAUGAAUAUGACUACAAUAAUUGGUUGGCUCGCAGUUUCGGCGGAAAUCAGCGUGGAUUUGGUGGGCGAAUGGGCAAUGGACCACCACCCUUCUUUGGGAUGAUUCCUGGAGGAGCUGGAAUCCGUCGACCCGAGAGUAACGAUGAUCGCCAUGCCAUCGCACGCCAUGCUCAGAUUUAUCCAAAAGAAGAAGAAUUGCAGCUAAUUCAACGCAUAGUUUCACACACGGAGCGAGCUCUUAAAUUUGUCUCGGACACUUUAGCCGAAAAUCCAAAUGAUAGUGGACCUUCAACUGCCAAAAAGGAGAGAAGCGAUGGUAAUGCCGUCAAAGAUGGUCGCGACAAUCAAAUGCUUUCUUUCCAGAAAGAAGCAGACACCGGGAAUCUAAGAAUUUUGAAAGGUGUCAUGCGGGUCGGCUUUUUGGCUAAGGGCUUGCUCUUGCAAGGAGACACUGCAGUGGAACUUGUCGUUUUGUGUUCGGAAAAGCCGACCGUUAGUCUCUUGAAGCGUGUCGCAGCUGAGUUGCCACAAAAGUUAAAAGAAGUUGCGGGUGAAAAUCCCGUCGAUUAUAAAGUAGAUGUUGUGAUUGACGAAUCUGCGGUAAUGGUACAAGAUGAGACUGUGUCCGUGAAAAUAUCAUUGACAUCGCCAUUGCUGCGUGAAUCGCCGGAAGGUGGACAGUCUUCUGAAAGCGAAAAUGGGAAUGCCGGAGACGCAGCUCCUUUGCCGCGCGAGCCUUGCCUUAAGGCUUUAGCUGAGUUACGUCAUGCAAAAUGGUUCCAAGCACGCGCCACUGGUUUGCAGUCAUGCGUAAUGGUAAUACGCAUUUUACGUGAUCUCUGCCAACGUGUGCAAUCUUGGCAAGCUUUGCCCCAAUGGUCCAUGGAGUUAUUUGUGGAGAAAGUCAUCUCCUCUGCUGGUUUUCCAAUUUCCCCUGGUGACUGCUUGCGACGCAUUAUGGAAGCUCUUGCAUCCGGGUUCCUUAUUAAUGGGCCCGGCCUUUUGGAUCCGUGUGAAAAAGAGCCUCAGGAUGCUCUGCAAGAUUUGUCCAAGCAACAACGCGAAGAUUUAACUGUCUCGGCACAAUUGUUUUUGCGGUACAUGGCAUUUAGGCAAAUCUUCAAAGUUCUUGGUAUGGAUCAGCUUCCUGCCCCCAAAUUUCCUUCGCGUCCAUGGCGUUUAAAUAGAAAGCGCCGUCGCUCCCAGGGCAAAGACAAUGUAGACACUGAGGGUAACAAUGUCGAGGCAGAAGAAUGCGCCUCUGAUGAAAAAAUACCUAAAAAAGAUGCUGACACCUCUUAAAAUAGUUUAACACCGUAUAACAGGAAAACAUGAUAAAAUAUGCAAUUAAUGUUUAUCUCACUCGUA
Messenger RNA from Stomoxys calcitrans (stable fly), 3078 nucleotides. RefSeq names its product zinc finger RNA-binding protein (gene Zn72D). Gene Ontology annotation, molecular function: zinc ion binding; double-stranded RNA binding; single-stranded RNA binding. The record is from RefSeq and is a predicted model, not a curated record. Lineage: Eukaryota; Metazoa; Arthropoda; Insecta; Diptera; Muscidae. The coding region runs from base 289 to 3012 and encodes 907 amino acids. Gene Ontology annotation, cellular component: precatalytic spliceosome. The transcript is spliced from 7 exons.